Molecule: messenger RNA, 2466 nt
Organism: Gloeophyllum trabeum ATCC 11539
Lineage: Eukaryota; Fungi; Basidiomycota; Agaricomycetes; Gloeophyllales; Gloeophyllaceae
Exons: 12
Coding region: 1-2466 (821 amino acids)
Biological process (GO): mRNA export from nucleus
Cellular component (GO): nuclear pore
Molecular function (GO): structural constituent of nuclear pore
Source: RefSeq, a predicted model, not a curated record
AUGCCUGAAGCUCGCGAGGCUAGAGCGCAGCAGAUGUACGGGAAGAUGAUCAUGGAAGCAUUCAUCGGAAGAGCCUAUAAUUGCACGCUUAUCAAUAUCUGGGCUGACGCUACAGACGCCGAGCAGACGGAGGCCGAGGACAAUCCAUCGCAUGCCAACAAGUCUGCACGUAGAGGAAAGGUGUUUGUCUUGGAUGAGACAUGUACUUCGCAGCGCGGUCAAAAUAACAACCAGACUCCGUUAAUUCCCAACAACUGGACCCCCAAGUUGAACUCGAAGUUCCAGCUGAAUGGGUCGGAAUCAAUCUCGUCCGCUGGGAAGACGGUUAUAAUUGACUUCGGGCAUGAUGUAUUAUCGAUUGCACCCCUACUCCAUACUUCCCUUCAGUGCUACUCAUCUCAGACCUGGUAUAGUUCUGUUGUGCCGGUGAAGAAGAAGGGACGUGCCAAAAUUGGCAUUGCAUUUGAGUUUGCCAACUUCGUCCUUGCAUUCUGUUCCCUCGAUCUUUGCUUCCAGCCUCAGUGGCAAAGUCAGGAACUCGCCCCGAGGGAUAUACCACCUGAUGUUUAUGAUAAGUGGGAAGACUUCCUGAAAUUUGUUGUAGCAGAAUACCAACAUUUGCUUACCAACAUGGCUUUUGGGGAUGGCUCCAUCCUCAACCACUUUCAAGGUAGCAUCUGGUCGCGUGCGGGAGCCGGGGAAUAUUCAUGGUUGGAGAUUCUGGCUUACGCAGCUAUCCAUCCGAACUUGACAGUUGGCGAAGUCAUCCGAUCCCCGUCGCGUUUAGCCCGACUUUGCGCCGCAUUUUAUAUGUUCAUACAUCAAAUUGCUCAUGAUGAUGGGGUAGAGCUACGGUGCCUGCAUCCAAAGACGAUGACGAUGGCACCCACUGUGGAACAGCGGCUGAAGUAUAAGAACAUGCUCUUAGUUCAAGGCAAGCGUCGACUGCUGUGUACCAAUCAACAGGCUGAGCUAAUUGACAAAUAUUACGAGACAUUGCAGAAGCUCAGGUCCCAAGAGCAAUGUUGGCCUCGAGAGACUGCAAAGUUGUACGACUGCUUUGAGCCCAACCUGAUUCGGGCAGUGCUCACACGAGAGACGUGCAAUCUCGGAGCAUUGAUCUUUGGCCAGUCAGAGUGGAAGCAGCUGGGUGGCCGAACUCAAAAAGAGGUGGACCCACUGACGCAAAUGUACCGUCGGCAUGCCCCUUUAUCCCUAGCCAGACGGACGUUCCUACCCCAAGGCUACUACGAGUCUCUCUUUGUGGAGCCUCGUCCUCGACGCUUCCAACCAGUUUUUGUGUAUCGCUAUACCGACAGAAAUGUAUGGACAUUCUACCGCUUUUUCCCGACGAACUCUGUGGCUCGCUCUGGAAAACCAAGGUUUUCGGGAGACUACACAGAGUACACUGGUGAUGAGAUGCGCAACUUACUCUUUGAAACUAUCGUCCGACGAGAUAAUACCAAUGUUGCGCUUGGUCCACUUGAGUACUGCGGAAAUGCUGUGGUUGUCCGGCUUGGUGGUCAAUCUCGCCAUAAACGGUUCGUCCUUGCUUUUCUGAGCGAGGAGGAGGAAAUCCAGACUCUACCUACCAACCUUCGGCAGGCGCGCCAGGAGCACCAGACCUUGGUGUCGCAGCUCCGCGAAGCGCGCUCGUCGGAGACAUCGACGAAGUUCGAAGUCGACUCGCAGCAGCUGACGCUCGCGAGGGAGGAGCUCGAGUGCAUGUCCAAUGAGCUGAGCGCCAAGACGAAGGAGUUCACGCGCUACCGGCGGGCGAAGAACGCGGAGCUCGUGCAGCUGCAGGCCGGGCACGACGCGCUCACCCAGACACACGCGUCGACGGAGAGCAUGCUCAAGGCGCUGCAGUCCGCGCACGACGCGCAGACGCACCAGUUGACGCAGGUGCAGACGUGCAUACAGGAGCUGACGGGCGCGCUCGCGGAGCAGGAUGCGAACUACGCGACCGACGCGGGUUCGCUGAAGAGUCUGGCGAAGAUACUGGAGGAGCGGGAGCAGCAGUCCAAGGUGGUGGUCACGAAUAUCAAGCGUGACUGGGCGGAGGUGGGCGAGAAGACGGUGCAGCGGGUGAACUACCUCAAGGAGAUCAUCGACAAAGAACAAGAGCGUGCCGAGGCGGCGGAGAAGCGGGUGGAGGAGUUGGAGGAGGCUGUCCAGAGGGUAUCUCGCGGUGAGCUGCGCAUCCCGAGCAUCAGUGCUCCAGGCACGUCCCAAACGCCCGCCGCAGGAGCAUUAUGCGCAGAAAGGCUGGACAACAUGGUAAGGAGAGCGGUGUCUGUGAUCGAGGAGAGAGUCCCGGUCCUCAAUCAGCAGCGGGAGGAGUACGAACGGCUUCGACUCGAAGCCGUUGAACUCGCUAGCCAGCACGCUGAGACUAUCGCGGAACGCGACGCUGAGGCCGCUCAGAGCGAAGACUCGGGCCAGGAAAGUCGUUCAGGAGAAUGA